Molecule: messenger RNA, 1671 nt
Organism: Ochotona curzoniae (black-lipped pika)
Lineage: Eukaryota; Metazoa; Chordata; Mammalia; Lagomorpha; Ochotonidae
Product: liver carboxylesterase 1-like
Exons: 14
Coding region: 1-1671 (556 amino acids)
Biological process (GO): lipid catabolic process
Cellular component (GO): endoplasmic reticulum; lipid droplet
Molecular function (GO): carboxylic ester hydrolase activity
Source: RefSeq, a predicted model, not a curated record
AUGUGGUUCUGUGCUCUGGUCCUGGCCUCUCUUGCUGCCUCCACAGCUUGGGGGCAGACAACUGCACCACCUGUGGUGAACACCAGGCAGGGCAAAGUCCUGGGGAAGUUUGUCAGUGUAGAAGGAGUGGCACAGCCCGUGGCCGUCUUCCUCGGAAUCCCCUUUGCCAAGCCCCCGCUGGGAUCCCUGAGGUUUGCACCGCCAGAACCUGCAGAGUCAUGGAGCUACGUGAAGAAUACCACCUCCUAUCCUCCCAGGUGUCCUCAAAUCGCAACAGUCAAUUUAGAUUUUAAUCCAGACAUGAAGAAUACUGCUCUUAAUAUGUCUGAAGACUGCCUUUACUUAAAUGUUUACACUCCCAGCAACUUAGUUAAGAAAAGUAGGCUGCCGGUUAUGGUGUGGAUCCAUGGAGGUGUUUUGUUGAUGGGUUCAGCAUCAGAGUUUAGUGGGCUGGCCAUGGCUGCACAUGAAAAUGUAGUGGUGGUGACCGUUCAGUACCGUCUGGGCAUCUGGGGAUUCUUCAGCACAGGGGAUGAACACAGCCGAGGGAACUGGGGUCACUGGGAUCAGGUGGCUGCACUGCGCUGGGUCCGGAACAACAUUGCCAACUUUGGAGGGAACCCAGGCUCUGUGACUGUUUUUGGAGAGUCAGCAGGUGCUCAAAGUGUGUCUGUUCUUGUUUUAUCACCUCUGGCCAAGAACCUCUUCCGUCGAGCCAUUUCAGAGAGUGGUGUGGCGCUUAUCCCUGGCAUCUUCAGUAGGAACCCAAAGCCUUUGGCCGAGAAAAUUGCUGUCACAGCUGGGUGUUCUACCACCACCUCAGCUGUCAUGGUUCACUGCCUGCGCCAGAAGACAGAGGAGGAACUCCUGGAAGUAACACGGGAAAUGAAAUUCUUCGUUGUGGAUUUUGAUGGAGAUCCUACAGAGAGCUACAUCUUCAUGACCACAGUUGUUGAUGGGGUGCUGCUGCCAAAAGCUCCUGAAGAGAUUCUGGCAGAAAAGAAAUUCAACAAGGUCCCCUACAUCGUGGGAUUCAACAAGCAAGAGUUUGGCUGGAAUCUUCCAUCAGUGACAAACUGGCCACCCACCAGUGUAGAUUCACCACUGUCUGUAUCUACUGCCUUAAUCAGAAGGAUGGGCCAUGGUGUUCACUCUUUUGACUUGUUUCAGAACAUCUCUAAAGAACUGAUUCCGAUGGCCAUUGAAAAAUACUUGGGAGGAACAGAUGAUCCUGUGCAAAAGAAGGGCUUGUUCAUGGACAUGAUGGGAGACUUGUUAUUUUGUGUCCCAUCUGUGGUUGUGGCUCGUUAUCACAGAGAUGCUGGAGCACCCACCUACAUGUAUGAGUUUGGGUAUCGUCCGAGCUUCUCACCAAGUUUGAGACCUUCGACAGUUAUUGGGGAUCACGCAGAUGAACUUUUUUCUGUCUUUGGGAUUCCACUUCUUACAGAGGGUGUGUCAGAAGAGGAACUCCAACUGAGCAAGAGGAUGAUGAAAUUCUGGGCCAACUUUGCUCGAAAUGGGAACCCCAAUGGGAAGGGGCUUCCUCAGUGGCCAAAGUACGACCGCCAGGAAGGAUACCUGCAGUUCGGAGCCUCCACCCAGGCAGGCCAGAAGCUGAAAGACGAGGAAGUGGCUUUCUGGACUGAGCUCCUUGCUAGAAGGCCGUGA